ACGUUUCUCACGGAGUGAUGAUCUCUAUUGUGUCCCAGAAUUUCAGCUUGAAUCGGAUUGUUUUACUCUUGGUUGGCUUAUGGCCUUAUCAGAAUUCAAAACUAGUUCAGCUUCAAAUAAUCUUGUGCCUUGGUACUCUGAUUAGUUCCGUCGUAUAUCAAUUCGCGGUUUUUAUUUCUGCAGACUGCACUAUCAAUCUUAUCUUUAAAGUCUUCUCUAUCGCAUUAUUUUUUUCUAUGUAUGUGAUAGAAUACAACUCUUUUCGAAUUAAUAGACAAGCCAUGAAGUGGUCAUUGGAACAACUUCAGUGUAUCUGUAACGAACUAAGAGAUGAAAUAGAAAUCAACAUUAUGAGGAAGUGCGGAGACCAUGCGAAGCGCUAUGCAAUUUUGUUUAUAUCGUUUCAAAUAUUCAAUUUACUGUCUAUUGUUUUAUAUCCACUUGCACUGUAUAUUCUUGAUAUUGUCUUGUGCAUAAAUGAAUAUCAUCUAAAUCAUGUGAUACAGAUGUUUAUUCCUAAGCACUUCGUCGGUCGAAAAAAUUAUUUCUAUCUAAUUUUCUUACAUUCCGGCGCAACAAUUUGUAUAGGAGGAACAGUUAUAAUAGCAACAUUAAUGAUGUGCAUAACAUACUCUAAACAUGCCUGUGGAAUGUUCAAAAUUGCCAGUUAUCGCAUUGAAAAGGCGGUAAAUACGCCGAAAAUUGAUCACUUAAAGAAUGAAAUUACAAUGUACAGAGAAAUAAUUGAAGCCGUAGAUAUUCAUCGUAAAGCUAUAAAGUCCACCGCAAUUUUCUUUUCUAGUUUUCUACAGUCGCGUUUUGUCUUAAUAAUAUUUGCUGUAAUUACUUUGAGCCUCAAUCUUUACGGAAUUUCUGAGACUAUUACGAUUGGACACGACUUUCAGGAUGUUAUGUUUCAUGUUUUAAUUGUUGCUGAUAUUUUUCUAUAUAUGUUUAUUUUAAAUUAUGCUGGCCAAGAAUUUACGGAUUGCAAUGAUCACAUAUUUCUCACUUCGUACAAUGUUCGGUGGUAUGUAGCGCCAUUACACGUACAGAAGCUGAUAUUGUUCCUCUUGCAAAGAGGUAACAAAACUGUCAGUCUUCAUUUUGGCAUGAUGUUCGUCUUAUCGCUGGAAUUAUUUGCAACGUUAACGAAGGCAUCGAUAUCCUACUUUACCCUUAUGUGUUCAAUCCAACAAUGAUGCGAAAAUUUUUCCGAGUUGAUAAUUGCAAUUAUACAACGUGUUGCAAUUUGCGGUACAGUAGGUGAAUGUAGAAAUCCAUUUUUUUCAGUUCUGUUUAACUGUAGAAAUAUAAAGUUUCUUUCUUUUAAUUGUGAAUGCAGUGUACAUGACAUUUGUAGAUAGAAAUUAGUCGUUUUCAUUAAACUGAUUAUACUUACAAAA
Wasmannia auropunctata (little fire ant) is the source of this 1406-nucleotide messenger RNA. Its product is annotated as odorant receptor 63a-like. Gene Ontology annotation, cellular component: plasma membrane. The record is from RefSeq and is a predicted model, not a curated record. Gene Ontology annotation, biological process: sensory perception of smell; detection of chemical stimulus involved in sensory perception of smell. Bases 18 to 1202 code for a protein of 394 amino acids. NCBI's taxonomy places the organism in Eukaryota, Metazoa, Arthropoda, Insecta, Hymenoptera, Formicidae. Gene Ontology annotation, molecular function: odorant binding; olfactory receptor activity. The transcript is spliced from 9 exons.